Molecule: messenger RNA, 2347 nt
Organism: Brassica napus (rape)
Lineage: Eukaryota; Viridiplantae; Streptophyta; Magnoliopsida; Brassicales; Brassicaceae
Product: glucomannan 4-beta-mannosyltransferase 7-like
Exons: 4
Coding region: 1-891 (296 amino acids)
Cellular component (GO): Golgi apparatus
Molecular function (GO): mannan synthase activity
Source: RefSeq, a predicted model, not a curated record
AUGAACGGAUACAAAGCUGGCGCGCCGAGAGAAGGAAUGAAGCAUAGCUAUGUGAAGCAGUGUGACUACAUUGCUAUCUUUGAUGCUGAUUUCCAGCCUGAUCCUGACUUCCUCCACCGUACCGUUCCUUUCUUAAUAUACAAUCCCAAGCGAGCACUUGUUCAAGGCCGUUGGGAGUUUGUGAAUGGAGAUCAGUGCAUGAUGACAAGACUGCAGGAGAUGUCUCUAAGCUACCACUUCACAGUAGAGCAACAAGUUGGAUCCUCAACAUUUGCCUUCUUUGGAUUCAAUGGAACGGCUGGUGUGUGGAGAAUUUCAGCGUUGAAUGAGUCUGGAGGAUGGAAUGACCAGACAACUGUUGAAGACAUGGACAUAGCUGUAAAAAGUGAGUUACCUUGUUCCUUCAACGCCCUCCGUAGCCAGCAGCAUAGAUGGACUUGUUGCCCUGCCAAUCUAUUCAGGAAAAUGGCUGGACCAACAAUAAAAAGCGAGAAUGUUUCUCUGUGGAAGAAGUUGUAUAUGUUGUACAGCUUCUUCUUUAUGCGCAAAGUCGUGGCUCACAUCCUUACUUUCUGCUUCUACUGUGUUAUCUUGCCAGCAAUUGUUCUGUUCCCAGAGAUCACAGUUCCGAAAUGGGCUGCAUUUUAUCUCCCUGCUUUGAUCACUCUCUUUAUCGCAAUCGGUAAACCAAGAUCAGUCUACCUGUUGGUGUUUUGGGUUCUGUUUGAGAAUGCAAUGUCCAUGCUUAGAACAAAGGCUCUGGUAAUGGGCUUGUUUGAAACAGGAAGAGUACAAGAAUGGGUUAUGACAGAGAAAUUAGGUGAUGCCCUCAAGACCAAGCUGAUUGGGCAAGUAGCUAAUGAACAUCAUGUUAGAUUCAGAGAUAGGUAGGAGUAGAGGUUUUAUGUUGGAUUUGGUUUGAGACUUAAUCGAGUUUGGGCUUAAACCUGAUGUUAUUAUUUGUUGCAGGGUGCACUUGCUGGAGCUAUUGCUUGGAGUGUACUUGUUGUUCUGUGGGUGCUACGACAUAAUUUAUGGGAAGAACACACUCUAUCUCUAUGUGUACCUUCUAUUGCAGUCAACGGCCUUCUUCGUUGUUGGUUUUGGAUUUGUGGGAAAAUUUGUUCCUGCUUCCUGCUUCCUCCUAAGUCAUAGAUAGAUCGAAAAAGUCUCAGGCACCGAUUGGCUUGAAGGCUGUUGGGACUUUUACAUAUCUCACAGUCCUUAAAGUUAAUUAUAAGCCACUGGGACUUUGGCUUUCCGUGUUUUUCUCAAAGCCUUCUAAAGCUUUCAACUGUAGACUGUUUCAAUUUUAUUCUUUGACAUGUUUGUUUAUUCUAAAGCCUCUAAACGAGACUUUUGUUGGCUUUGAGAAUCCUUUUUCUAUUCUUUAUGUUUAAGGUUUUAUUUUUUAACAAGUUAAACAAUUGAACAUAGUAAAACAUUUAACAAAAUUAAAAUAAAAUCCAAUAAAAUUCAAAAUAAAUCUAGAUAGUUUUAUUAGUUUUUGUUAUUAACCAAUAAAAAAAUACGUAUACAGAGUUUUUUUUUCAUUUUAAUAUCCAUCUCAUAUAUUUAUUUUCAUAAUUUAUAUGUUACAUACUUUUACCAGCUUUUGGACAUAAUACUAAUAUUUUUUUUAUAUAAGUCCCAGAUUUUAAAGUUUAUGAUGCCAAUUAAGCUUUUAAAAAUAUUCAAAGUAACAGGCACAACUUUUAAAGUCAAAAUCUCUACAGCCAAAAUUCUAAAGCCACAACCUAAAGCAAAAGUCUUACCAAUCGGAGCCUCAAUAUGUUUCAAAAGUUUUUUUAGUUGAUACCAUAUUGAGAACACUCUUUUUUGUUUGGGAUGUUUGAGAAAACUGUUAUAUAUUAAUAUACACUGUAUACAACACUUGUAUUACUCCUUGAGUGUUUGUAACGUAAUAAAUCUCAAAAGUGGCUAAUACACCUCCUAGUGACUUGGAUUUGUUAUGCUUCUUGUUCUUCAUAUUGAAAACAUCACCAAAAGUCAUUGUAGUAAAUAUUAUAUUUUAUUGUCUGGAACCUCAUUUUGUGAAAUUUAGCAAUGGAAGAAAAUGGUCUUAGACUUCUUGAAACUUUGCUUGUUAAUCACAACGGACCCCUUGACACAGCUAAACACAGACUCACAUGACAAUGUGGGUUGUGAUUAGGCCUGGGAAUAUGAGUCUUUACCUGUGGGACCCGGCUCGUUUGACCUGCCGCGGGACCGGUGCGGGUCGAACAAGUUGGAAAAAUCGAUUUGCGGGUACGGGUUAUGAGCAUUUUAUGCGGGACGGGUGUGGGUUGGUGGAUUUUGAAACGCGGGUACCCACCAACCCACAAUG